UGCUGGCACCAAACUCAAGUUUAUUGUGAAAGUUCCUGCAUUAACAAUUCUAUCACUGAUUAAAAAAAAUCAAAUCUCUGAUCAGAACUUUCUCUUCAUUUUUCCCUUGUAAACUUGAAGAAGAAAGUAGAUUUUCAUAUAUUAGAAUGAAGUUCCACCCUGGAAAUUCUGUCUCUUCUACUUCAUUCAUUAUUUUCUCUGUCAUUAUAUUUUUCCUUAAUGAUGGAUGUGCCAUGAUACUACCUAAAAAUGAAACAGGUCAAGUUCCAGCAGUUUUUGUAUUUGGAGAUUCAAUCGUGGAUACAGGAAACAACAACCAUCUCAAUACUUUAAUAAAGUGCAAUUUCCCUCCAUAUGGGAAAGAUUUCCAGGGAGGAAAACCUACUGGAAGGUUUAGCAAUGGAAGGGUUCCCUCAGACUUCAUAGCUGAAGAAUUAGGUCUCAAGGAGCUCUUGCCAGCUUAUUUGGACUCAAACUUGCAACUUCAAGACCUUCUUAGUGGCGUAAGUUUUGCCUCUGGUGGUGCAGGAUAUGAUCCUCUCACAUCCAUGAUGAUGUCUGUCUUAUCAUUGUCAGAUCAAUUAGAGAUGUUCAAGAAUUACAUAAAGAAAAUAAAGGCAGCAGCGGGUGAAGACAGAAUGGCCUCUAUACUAUCAAAGGGAAUAUACAUGUUGAGCAUAGGGACUGAUGACAUUGCAAAUACUUAUUUUGUCAGGAUGUUUCAGUAUGAUAUCAAUUCUUAUACGGAUCUAAUGAUCAAUUCAUCUUUAAGUUUCUUGCAAGAACUCUAUGCAUUGGGUGUGAGAAGGAUUGGAGUGUUAAGUAUACCAGCAAUAGGGUGUUUGCCGAUGCAAAGAACACUGAGAGGAGGCUUACAAAGAAGUUGUUCAGCGUCUUUAAACCAAGCAGCAAUUCUCUUCAACUCCAAGCUCUCCUCUCAAUUGGUUAAUCUCAACAAAAAGCUUCCAGCAGCUAAACUCGUCUACAUGGAUAUGUACUAUCGAUUACUUCACCUUAUCCAACACCCUACAGAACAUGGAUUUGAAGUAGUGGAUAAUGGAUGUUGCGGCACGGGAGAUUUUGAGGUUGGCAUCUUAUUUUGUACUUACAAUCCAAAUACAUGCAAGGAUGACACUAAAUACAUCUUCUGGGACAGUUAUCACCCCACUGAACGAGCUUAUGCCUUGCUAACCUCUCAGAUGAUUAAGAGCACUAUUCAUAAAUUUUUCUAAGAGACAUUCUCUUUACUUCAUCCUAUUCUAAUUAAACUGCUUAUAAUACAAGUUUUAUUUAUUUAUUAUUACCUAUAUCACUGUAAUAAAAGCGAUUUUUUUUUCUAUUUUACUUGUGAUGUAACAUGCCCUUGAAUGUACUCAUUUGGAUCUUUAUGUUGAUGAACUUCAAAUGGAAAUAUUUAUCAAUAAGUGCA
Messenger RNA from Quercus lobata, 1429 nucleotides. Its product is annotated as GDSL esterase/lipase At3g14820-like. Gene Ontology annotation, cellular component: extracellular region. Bases 147 to 1232 code for a protein of 361 amino acids. Gene Ontology annotation, molecular function: lipase activity. The transcript has 5 exons. The record is from RefSeq and is a predicted model, not a curated record. NCBI's taxonomy places the organism in Eukaryota, Viridiplantae, Streptophyta, Magnoliopsida, Fagales, Fagaceae. Gene Ontology annotation, biological process: lipid metabolic process.